CUGCAAUUUUGUUUUAAUUUUUAGUUUUGUUAUUAAUACUCAAACAUCUGUCUUUUUUGAAGAUAACUAAAUAAAAAGAUACUGUUUCUUUUCAAAAUUAGGUGGCAUACAAAGAAGUAGAAGUUUUCAAAAAGUGACAAUGUCGAGUCGCAAGAAUGUUUCUGCGAAAUCAAAAGUUCGUUCAGGUACUGAAAAAAAAUCGAGAAGUUACCGAUCAGGUCUAAGUUUUCCAGUUGGAAGAAUACACAGAUUUCUCCGCUCUGGACAUUACGCUCCCCGUAUCGGCGCUGGUGCAUCUGUUUAUCUCUCUGCAGUGUUAGAGUAUUUAACAGCAGAAAUAUUAGAGUUGUCUGGCAAGGCCUGUACUGAUAAUGUCAGAACCAGGAUAGCACCUCGGCAUAUCCUAUUAGCAGUUCGUAAUGAUGACGAAUUAAACCGCAUGCUUGAAGGCGUAACAAUUUCUCAAGGCGGAGUCAUACCUCAUAUCCCACCACAGUUGCUGCCAAAAAAAAAUUUUAUGAAGAGUCAAAUAAGUCAGGCUACAAAUAGUUCAUCUCAAGAAUAUUAAUAUGUUCUCAAUGUGCAUCUAUAAUUAUUUUUGUUGUCUUUCGCCCAG
Molecule: messenger RNA, 616 nt
Organism: Chilo suppressalis (striped riceborer)
Lineage: Eukaryota; Metazoa; Arthropoda; Insecta; Lepidoptera; Crambidae
Source: the annotation of a GenBank genome assembly